AUUUGAUUAACUCCGCACUUUGAACAGGGUCACACAGAGACCAAAAGAUGAAGGAGAUGGAGGGAGAGAGCCGUACGGAGUGUUCGGUGGAGUGUCAGUCAUCCUACCAGAACAAGGAGGAGGGCGAGAGCGACAGCAAUGAAGACAAAAGUAAGGCUGUGAAUGAUGGGAGCUCCAGCAACAGCACCGUGGAAGAGAUGAGUCAUGAUGGUCGUCGUCAUCAUCAGAAGAAGCCGUCUGUGCGUCCGUACAUCAGAUCCAAGAUGCCAAGGCUUCGCUGGACACCUGAUCUUCACCUCCGCUUUCUUCAUGCUGUUGAAAGGCUUGGUGGUCAAGACAGAGCGACGCCAAAGCUGGUUCUUCAGUUGAUGAACAUUAAAGGCCUUAGCAUUGCUCAUGUGAAGAGUCAUCUUCAGAUGUAUAGAAACAAAAAGAUGGAUGAAAACGGUCAAGUGCUGGCGGAUCAUAGGCAUCUUGCGGAAUGUGGAGAGAACAAUAUUGUCUAUAAAUUCAGUCAACUGCCAAUGCUUCAAGGCUAUACUGGCCAAACUUCAAAUUUCGGAUAUGGAGAUCCCUGUUGGAGAGCUGGCGGAUACCAAAUGCAUAAGAAUUCCUUCUUCGGUCGGAGCUCAAGGGACGAAACCAGACCCGGGUUACAUGGGAGAGUUGCGGAGAUAUUAUUUGGCAGUAAAAAUGGCAUCUGGUCUAAUUUCUUGCUGGGUGCUUCCUCCUUUAGCCGCCAACCCAACUGGACCAACCAACAAGAAGUUAGGUAUCCAUACACAUCUCCACACAAUCAAGAAACCUGGAAAAAUAUCGAAAGCAGAAUGAGCCAUAUUGAGCAUCAGUGCGUCGCACAACUAGGAGCCGAAGGUGGAGAAAAUGGAAAUUUCUACAAGAGUAUCACUUCUGAAUUGAAGAGGAAGUUCGAUGUCGCGGACAUCGACCUAAAUCUCUCUCUUCAGGUGAACCAUGACCAUGGCGAAGGACAUGGGAGUUCAGAGGAGGAGAAUGAUGUCGAUAGUAGUUUGUCUUUGUCUUUGUUUUCUGCAAGAGCAUCCGAACAUAGGAAACUGAAUGAAGAAAGUAAUGAAAUUAAAGAACAUAGUGUUGGAAGGGCAAGUACUCUUGAUCUGACUCUAUGAAUGAGACCAUUCUAAGUGAGAUCUCGAGGUACUUAUCCGGAGUAAUGAUGUAGUAAUUCAUGUUUGUCUCUACAAAUUUGUGCUUUU
Messenger RNA from Rhodamnia argentea, 1232 nucleotides. RefSeq lists its product as uncharacterized. The record is from RefSeq and is a predicted model, not a curated record. The coding region runs from base 48 to 1145 and encodes 365 amino acids. Lineage: Eukaryota; Viridiplantae; Streptophyta; Magnoliopsida; Myrtales; Myrtaceae. The transcript is spliced from 5 exons. Gene Ontology annotation, molecular function: DNA-binding transcription factor activity; DNA binding.